UAGCCAUUUUCUUGCGGUUUGCAUUUGCUACAUUCUAGCAACAGACUGCGCUUUCCCCAUCUCCCGUAUUUUGUGCUCUGAGGCACUGAAAGCUGGUGACUCUCUGGCAUGAUCGUAAACUUUAUGAUCUCUGUCACACGCAUUUUCCCCGUUAGAUAUUCUUCUUCUGGAAGUAGCUAAUUGGUCACGUCUCUUAUGAGGUGCACUCCAUUUUAGGCACCUACACUGCGGUGACCCGUUAUGAGUUCACUUCAGUUCUGUGGCUCGAUGGCGAAGCAGUUGACUCCUACAGCAGCGAUGGCGCGGUCAUCAUGCCCAUGCGAAACUGGAUGCGUGAAGGUGACGGCCAUGAUCUGUGGAACACAGUCAGACGCCUCAAUAUGCAGCAAUGGGACAGAGGCAGAACUGCCAUCUUAAAUGACAAAGGAAUUCAAAUGCCUGGUGCUGCCGUCCUGCAGGGGAGAUUCGGCUGUAAGAUCGAGCUAAACCCGUAUCUAAGAAUAAGGAGGACCUUUGCACAGUUCGGAUGGAAUGGAGAUGACUUCCUGUCCUUCAGCAUCUCCAGGCAAAAGUGGGAGGCUUCAGUGGGAUCUGCUGUCCCCAUUGAAACCAAGUGGAACAGUGACACGGACAUCAUCAAAAAUACCACAUUCUACUUAGACUUCCUCUGCCUGAGACAUGUGAUGAGAAGUUUGUCCUUCGAAGAAAAGGAGAGCCAGGAGACACCUCAGCCCACUGCUGCAUUAUUCGCUAAGAGGUACCGGAACACUGGGAAGGUUAUUCUUACCUGCCUAGUUUCAGGAUUUCGCUGCAUUUACAUGACGGUGGGGUUUUAUCGGGAUAAAGACAUCUUGACUGAAAAAGAUGGCCUUUUGUCCACUGGGAUCAGACCGAACGGGGAUGGGACCUGCCAGCUGAGAAAGAGCUUGGACAUCUCAAACAGCACUGAGGAGUCCUAUAGAUGUGGAGUCCAUUUUGGACAUCUGACGGUCAAAUGGGACGGGAAGAUAUGGGACCUGGCUGUAGACCAUACCAAGAGGCAUCACUACUGGUUACUAUGGGUACUAGCACCUAUAGUGCUUUUAAUUUUGAUGCUGAUGCUCAUAUGGUUCACAGCUGUGAAACAGGACAAAUUCACCACAGAAGUGUGACCCUCGCAUCUUAUCUUGCAGUCACACUGAGGGAAUUGCUGCAUACAUGUUGUUACGUAGGGCGGCACGGAUGGUGCAGUGAGUAGCACCGCCACCCCACAGCAAGGAGGUCCUGGGGUCAACCACAGUCCUACCGCCAGUUUGAUUCCUCUGCGGAUGUGAUCUGGGUCUGGUGGCUCUGCCGAAAUAUGGCAGGAUCUGGAGGAUUUUUGCAUUUGUCCUCAAUUAUGUAAUGUUAUUUUUUGGUUCCUUUGUUUCGUUUUGUAUAGUGCUGUAUAAGUGAUGCUUCUCAUUCACCC
This is a messenger RNA of Conger conger (European conger), 1450 nucleotides long. RefSeq names its product class I histocompatibility antigen, Gogo-C*0203 alpha chain-like. The transcript is spliced from 5 exons. Bases 312 to 1151 code for a protein of 279 amino acids. Gene Ontology annotation, cellular component: external side of plasma membrane. Gene Ontology annotation, biological process: immune response. Lineage: Eukaryota; Metazoa; Chordata; Actinopteri; Anguilliformes; Congridae. The record is from RefSeq and is a predicted model, not a curated record.